GCAUUAGCCACAGCGCUUAAGCUCAGCAAGCUAACAGCAACAAACACAGCAGCCGAGACGCAAAUCUGGAGCUUUCGCCAAACGCAAACUCAACAACCAGGGCUAUAAUGGCCUCUUUAGGAGAACCUGUUCGUCUGGAAAGAGACAUAUCUCGUGCCAUUGAGCUGCUGGACAAGCUCCAGAGAACAGGGGAAGUGCCACCCCAGAAGCUGCAGGCCCUUCAGAGGGUUUUGCAGAGCGAGUUCUGCAAGGCCGUAAGGGAAGUAUACGAGCAUGUGUAUGAGACGGUGGACAUAAACAGCAGCCCUGAGGUGAGGGCGAACGCAACAGCAAAGGUAAGUCAGGCUACAGUGGCUGCGUUUGCAGCUAGUGAGGGUCAUUCUCACCCACGUGUGGUGGAGCUCCCAAAAACAGAGGAGGGACUGGGGUUCAACAUAAUGGGUGGGAAGGAACAAAACUCGCCCAUCUACAUCUCCCGCAUCAUUCCUGGAGGCAUCGCUGAUCGACACGGCGGCCUGAAGAGAGGAGACCAGCUGCUUUCUGUGAAUGGAGUGAGUGUAGAAGGAGAGCACCACGAGAAAGCAGUGGAGCUGUUGAAGGCUGCUCAGGGCACAGUGAAACUGGUGGUACGGUAUACACCUAAAGUCCUGGAAGAGAUGGAGUCACGCUUUGAGAAGUUGAGGUCUGCCAAACGCCGGCAACAGAACAACUUCCCCAAGUAGGGGUCUCAUCUGUGCCCCCCCACCCCCCACUCUCUUUCUGUCUUUUUCUAUUUGUCUGUAUAUCUUCUGCCAUCUGUCUUCCUCGUUCACGCUUUCUCACCCCCUUUCUCCAGCCAGGGAUUAGCCACAUGUUUGGCUCUCCUUUUUGUGAAAUUUUCUAAAUCCUCACCUCCUCAACGUUUUUAACAGUCUUUUCACACGCCUCUUUCUCAUAGCAUGAACACUACGAAACGGGCUCUGGCUGUUUUCAUGUAGACAUCACAUACGUGCACUGUAAUGGUGCAUUACUAAGAAUGUACAGUCGUGGGAUGUUGAUUUGUUAGAUAUGCAAGGGGACCAUUGCAAUGUUCAACUCCUGAGGUGAUCUGAAUGAAAAUGUCCAAAAAAAGUGCCUCAAGAGCUUUUAAAAAAAUAAUUGCAGCUGCAGCCUUCAGUGUGUCCCAUCGUAGGCUGUGUUUUAUGGUCCAUGCACAAAAUGAGUAAACACUAGCACAACCGAAAUGCUAAAUGAGUGUAAACGUUUCACCGAAAAUUGAAAGAAUGGUGUAUAAUUGAGUUAAGGGUUAAUGGUGUACUCAUUUCCAGUUAACUUUUCUCACUCUUUCCCUAAGAAAGAAGGAAAAGUUGACUAGUAAUACAUUAAGUAUGUGUUUGGAGAUAUAGAUAAAUGGCAAAUCGGUGAUAUGAGCAUCUUUUCUGAACUGCUGUUUGCUUCAAACUCAAGCAAUUGCAGAAACAAAGAGUUAAGAACUGACACUUUUUUUUUAUCCUUAAUGAAUAUACAGAUGAAAAACGCUGUGAAAUCUACAGUAAUUGGUGCAUCAGCUUUGUGGAGUAAACAAAUCAGCUUUUGUCAACAAGAAUAGAGAUGAAUGAGACAGUUGGCUGUGUGUUUAGAUUCAUUUGGAGGCAUAAAGCAUGUUACAUACGGUCACGAUUACACCAUUUAAACAGUCUGCUUUUGAUUGAAAAUACGUGAAUGGAGUGUUUAUGAAUCAUUGAACCGGAGAGCAGUUCUGAGGAGAUGCUUGUGGCGCUGUUUGGGUGUUGGAUAAACAGAAAAAUGAAUGAAAAUGAAACAUUUUUGUAGCUUAUACCCCUUAAAACACAGAAACGGAAUGAAGCAGUCACUAGCUCUUCGUCAAGCAUGCGUUCUAGUUUUUAAUUUGUAGAAGUAAAGCGUUUUUAUUUUAAACACUUCAGCAGAAACACUAAGUUAAGAUUGUAGGGGGAGGUUAGUUUCAUAUUUAGUUCUGAAUGAUAACGUGGCACUUGCCUUUCAGCUCUGGGUCUAUAUUUUACACCCAGUUCGUGCUGAUUAUUGUAUAAACCUGCAUCGUCAUGGUUCAGAAUCAAUUUUCUUAAACGUUUAUAUUAGCGUAUCACGAGGUAGCAACUCAGCGUAAUGCUAGCAAAACAGCAAUGAAUGCAUAAAUGAAUGUCACACAUAUUCAUUCUAUGAGACAUGUCUAAAUGAAGCUCAAGUGAUUUUUUUUUUAUAUAAAUUGGUGCUGUCAUUUUGUUUUAAACCUGAUCAGUCAUUUGUUUUCCCCCCUGAAAAGUCAGCAAUUCGUUCACCCAUAUCAGAGUCUAGGAUUUAUGGGGAAAGUGAUGCAGAUCUGGAGGUGCUCGGCAGUAGUUUAUCAGGUUUUCUCCAGAUGUCCCCCUUUGUUUAAUACUUAAAGUGAUCAUUCACACAGAAAUGACAAAUUGGUUAAUUUAGUCACCCCCUCAGGCCAUCCAAGAUGUAGGUAGCAACGUUAAAAGGAUUGAAAAGAAAUAUUCUGUAAUCAUUUUCUACUGUUAAAUACAAAAAAGAGAUAAAAAUCCAAAAUCAAACAAAAAGUGCUCAGGGGUAGAUUAAAUAAUGCAUCGGUGGGAUUCAUCAGAAUAAACCGCAAAAAUCAGUCCAAGGCACUCGAAAAAUAUGGAAAAAAAUAUUAAAUAUAAUAGCCAUGUCAAUAAAGGCUUUUUAAUAUUUUUUCCACAUUUUUCGAGUGCCUUGGACAAAAAAAAAAAAGAUUUAGAGAGUUUGAAGAAUGUGACUUCCAUGGUAUGUCAUUUAUUUCCUACUAUGGAUGUCAGUGACUUCCAAAAUCAUUUUGUUCAACAAAAGAAAGCAACUCAAAUGGAUUUGAAACCACUUGAGGUUUCAGUAAAUGCUGUGUACAUUUUCAUUAUGGGGUGAACUAUCCCUUUAAAGAAGAUUUUUAGCGAAAUCUGUGUACAUUGGUCAUUUAAAAAAAUGCAAGGAAACUUCCACCAGCAAUUUGAGAGAUUAGAAAAUAAAUAAUUCAGGCCAAACAUAAUUAAAACCUCUACCUCCUGAUAAAACAUUGAUGUCUUAGGAAAGGAAAUGAUCAGAUUGUGCAAAAAACGGGAUGUUAUUUGCAACAUUAAUACUGUUAAUGCACAGCACUGGCAAGUGGUUUUGUUUCAUACCUUCAUUUUUGAUCAGGAAUCUUGUUUUACCUGUAUGGUUUUUGACUUGCAGUGUCAGUAUGCAUUGAUGUGCAUUUUAUGAAUGAAUGGACCACAGUUUCAUCUAAAAAAUCUUGUCUAACUUACUACUGAACAUCUUGGAUGAGGUGAGUAAAUUACCGGCAAAAUUUCAGUUUUCUUAAACUAUCCCUCUAGCGUAUUUGAAGGAUUUAAGUGAAAUGAUUGUUAAAUUCAGAUUACUUUAACACUGCGUCUCUUUGUACUAAUUUUCAUGUUUAAAAAAAUGUAACACAAUGUAUUUUUAACAUCAAAUGCAGGUAUUUUCAGUGUCUGACAAGCUUGGGGGAAAAAAAACCUGUCUAUUUUUCUCAGUCUCUCAUAAAAUAUUUAACGUGUCUAAUUAUAGAGGCCCAUGACUCACCCCGAGCUGCGAGAUACGUAGGUGUUUCGGGGGUGAGAGAUAAAAGGGAGGUCUGAUGUCUUGCAUGAAGGAAUCAUUUGUGUUAUUGACAAAAAAAAGCAGCUUCAAGAAUCAAACGAUCCAUUUUUCUUUCUGUGGUGCUCAGGUUGCUUCUUUCUACAAUAACGUGAAUUUUAAAAGCAUCAUGUAUCACAAGAGCAAUAAUAAGACAUGAUCAGUUUCUCGCCAUCCUCAUCAUCGGGAUACUCAUUUCCCAUUAAUACUCAGAUUUCUUCACGGGGGGCUGAUUAACUAUUUUUAUAACUGUUUUCUUUUGAUAUUUUACCCCUUUUUGAUAAAAAAAAAAAUCUAUUCUUUUUUUUAAUUAUUACUAUUGGCCAGGAAUGCUUCAUUUGAUUUCUUAACAACGUUUAUGUUUCCCUGUGAUUCAAGUAAAAGACCAAACUUGCAUCCUUUCUGGGAGCUCUUUCAGUGUAGUUUUGACUGUUUUUAACAACCUGUUGUUUAAUUGUAUUAUUUCUGUCCUGCUGUAUUGUUACAUUUUAAAGUGGAUGUAUAAAGGCUGAUCAAAGUGAUUUUUGUUUUGAGCAUACAGAGUUUAAAUAUACUGUGGGUUUAAAUCA
Messenger RNA from Danio aesculapii, 4208 nucleotides. RefSeq names its product protein lin-7 homolog C. Bases 108 to 722 code for a protein of 204 amino acids. Gene Ontology annotation, cellular component: MPP7-DLG1-LIN7 complex; synapse; cell-cell junction. The transcript has 5 exons. NCBI's taxonomy places the organism in Eukaryota, Metazoa, Chordata, Actinopteri, Cypriniformes, Danionidae. The record is from RefSeq and is a predicted model, not a curated record. Gene Ontology annotation, molecular function: L27 domain binding. Gene Ontology annotation, biological process: protein localization to basolateral plasma membrane; neurotransmitter secretion; maintenance of epithelial cell apical/basal polarity.